GAACCUGUGCAUCCUUCAAAGCCACACUUGCGGCCAAAGCGAGUGAUGCAAGUCGUGCCGGAUGUGCAGCUUUGGUCGAACAGGUAUGUUCAGGUAGCAUUCGACGAGGAGCCUCGCGGACACAUGGUGCAGCAAAACGACCUGUUGCUGAGAUCUGCGCCCGACCCGCGGACGACGUGCUUCAGCCUCUUCAACCCUCGUUCGGGAGAUGCCGAUGCCUACAACUUCCAGCAGCAGUACUACUGGAGCAACCGGGGUGGCUUCCAGCAAGCUGAUGAGAUUGGUGAGGGCAAGACCGCUGUGCUGUUCAUCCCGCGCUCUGCCGCAAAUGGUGAGGAGCCGAAGCAGGCGAAGUUCAUCCUCGCGCCCACGAAGAUGGCACUGGCGAAGCUGAAGGCGCAUCGUCUUGACAUCGAGGAGGACACGAAGGCGCUCCGGGUGACGGUCCGCCAACCCGCGGCAGCAGAGUCUGCGGAUCUCUCCGCCUCCGCACCUGACUCGGCGCAGCCGGACUCGGCCGAACCUGUGAACUCCGCAGAGCCCGUGGAGCCGGUGGAGCCGGCGGAGUGA
This is a messenger RNA of Symbiodinium necroappetens, 570 nucleotides long. Lineage: Eukaryota; Dinophyceae; Suessiales; Symbiodiniaceae. The record is from the annotation of a GenBank genome assembly.